UUUCCAUGACAACGGGCCGGAAGCGUGUUGUCACCCCGGUAACGUCACUGGUAUCAGAAUGCAGACGCUCCGAAAGUUUGUUUGCUAAAAACUCUAACUGCAGCCUCUUAGGUACCACUUCAGCACGACCUUCAUUUAUUUCUUAUUACAUUAUUUUAAUGCGUAAUUUUUGUGCUUUGUUUAGCUGAACAUUGACCUCUAUUUAUUUGAAGUUUUCCUAGCUUAACCUAUGGCAAGCUAGCUUUAGAGCAGGUUUUCUGUCUUCCGACUCGACAAAUGUGACGUUUCUAAACACUUUAUUGUCAAAGCUCUUCAAAGUUCUUCAAUGAGUUCUCAACGGGAGCUAAGUGCACAUUCACCUAGACUGGAGGCCGUGAUUCAGGAGUUGGAGAAGUCCCUGCUUCACUCAGGAGAGAGCAGCUCAGGAGAGACGACUCUGACACUUAGAGGUGAUGGACAGGAGUCUGGUGUCACUCCCAAGUCUGUCUCCAGCCGCAUACGCCAAAUCAUCACCAGCAACCUGACAGAGCAGCCAGCUGGUGAGAGCUGUCAGGUCAGCGAUGUGGAAGAGAGCAGGGCUCUGAGGGAGCAGCUGUGUCCUGGCCACGUGGACUGUGACCAGCCGCUAGCCAAACACAGCAGUCUCACAGACAGGCUUGAUCAGAUGCUGAUGCUGCAGUCAGCAGUAGACUCUGACCAGGACAGUGCAUCACCAAGAUCCCUACAAUUGCAGAGCAAGGAGAGAGCUUAUAUGCAAAAGCUGCAGGUCUACCAGGAGGCCCAACAGAGACAAGCCCAACUUGUUCAGAAGCUGCAGACCAAGGUUCUCCAGUACAAGAAGAGGUGUGGGGAACUAGAAGAGCAGGUGCUGGGGAAGACCUCAGAGUCUGAGAAGAUGAGAUUGUUGCUGCAGGCCCACCUGGACUCAGCGCAGCGUCAGCAGCGGACAGAGCAGGAUCUCAACGUGGAAAUCCAGAAGAAGUCUGCUCAGCUGGAGGAGGAACAGAAGAGGUCUGCCAGCCUCAGUCAGGUCAACUCUAUGCUGCGGGAACAGCUGGAGCAGGUAGGCACCGUCAACCACGGGCUAACGGAGAGCCUGUGGAAGGCUCGCGAAGACGCAGACUUGUGUGAUACCCGUUUGCGCAAAGAGCAAGAGACAUGUGCCUCCCGGCUGAGUCGUGAACAGGCUCGUGUCAGAGCACUGUGGCGCCAAGCCGCUUCCCUGCGGAACACUUUCACCCAGCUAAGGACUUUCACUGACAGGACUCUGUCUGAUAUGCGUGGGGAGUGUGUCGCAGCCAGCCGACAGUUGCAUGUUGCUUGCAUGAACGUAAGGGCCAGAGUAACACAGGAGAGCACUUCUAGUGGUGUGGAGAUGUCAGCACUGGAGAGGCAACUGAAGGACAAGCUGAAAGAAGCUAUGCAGCUUCAGGGUCGCUGGGAUGCAGAAAAAGUUGAACUUAACUCCAGGAUCCUGGAAUUGACUGACACUGUGAAGCACCUCCGCAGCCAGAACAGUGAGAAGGAUGCCAGCCUCAACACCAUGCAAGUCAGCCUGGACAGGAUGGAGACAAGGAGAACAGAGGAUAAAGCAGAGAUGGAGGUCCUCCACAAAGAAAUCCAAGUCCUCCAAAAGAUUUUAUUCCAUGUUCACCAGUUGGUUGGUGGUGAGCUUGAUAGCAGUGGCUCUGAAAGCAUGUCCUCCUCACCUCUUCAUGGCCGGUCUCCUCUGAGGAACACCACCCUGAUGGCUGUGCAGGGUGCUCUCUCCAAGCACCAGAAACAAACACAGGACCUGCGUGGGUGUCUAGAUGCUGUCCUGGAGCAAGUGGACACUCUGCGUGAUCACCUGCAGGAGAGGGACACUGAGAGGAGAGAGCUAGAGCAGAAGAUCCAGGAAGUAAGGAGGGAAAGUCAGGAGGCUAAAAAAGCUCUGGAGGAAAGCCUCAGAGACAGCAACAGAUAUCGCUGCUCACUGGAGCACAUCUCCAGUGAGAAGGGCAGCCUGGAGAAGCUGCUGUCACAGCUGCAGCAGAAGGUGGACUCCCAGCAAACUGAGCUGGAAGUACUGCGAGGCUCAUCCCUGGAGCUCCAGAGACAGCGGGAUCUCCUGAGGCAGCAGAGGGAAGAUCUGGAGAUGCAGCUGGCACGCCAGCGCACGGAGGCCCAAAGAGGAGAGAGGAGUCUGGAGGAGCUUGAAGGGAAGCACUCAGAUCUGCGUAGGGAGCUUGUGACAGUGAAGGAGGCUCUGAGUCAAACCACCCUGCAGAAGGAGGUGUUGGAGGAUGAGAAAGCCAGCCUGGCUUUGGCUCUUAGCAAGAUGGAAUCCCGAAGUGCUGCGCAUGAGUUAGCCCUCAUCAAAUUUCGAAAUCAGGAGGCUGCCCUAAAAGAUUCUCUGGCUAAAAUGGCUGCCUUGAGCGAAGGUUUAGCCAAAGACAAGGUGGAACUCAAUCGUAUUCUGUUGCAGACAGAGGGUGAGAAGGCAGAGCUUGGUGAGCGUAGACGGGACGCUGAAAUGGAGCGUGCAGCAGCCAGGGAUGAGACAGCACAAGUGCAACAAGAGAAGAUGGUCCUGCUUGCUGAGAAACAAGCCCUGGAGAGCUCUCACAGCCACUUGCAGGAUCUCUGCCAGAAGCUCAAAGCAGAGCUGAGCCUGCUGCAGAAGGAGAAAGCUCAGGCUCUGGAGCAGCAGUCCCAGGUCAGCAGGCAGAUGCAGACUAUGUCAGAGGAGCUUUGUGCGUGCAGGAAGGAGCUUGAGACACAGACCACAGCCCUAAAGAGAGCUACCCAUGACAGGGAGGAGCUGGCCAAGGACAAGGCUGCUCUGGAUGUCAAGCUCAACUCUGCUGACCGAAACGCCUGUGGUCUCACGCAGGAGCUGGUUGCACUUAGAGCAGAGAAGGAGUCCCUGGAGACGGCUCUGUUUGAGAGCCAGGAGCUUGUCUCGUCUCUGGAGGCUGAGCGCACCAGGAUGGAGGGGGAGAGGCACAGCUUGCUCCUGGCUAACGAGGCCUUGACGCGUGAUGGUGCUCGGAUGCGUGCAGAUGCAGAACGCCAAUCAGCACAAGCUGCACAAGAGCGGAGUAUGUUGGAGGAGAAGCUGGCCCAUGUUGAGAGGAAUGCCCUGCUGACCCUGAACAACAAAGAGCAAAUUCACAGAGAGCAGCUUGAAGCUGAACGUCUGCAAAAGGACCAGCAGUGUGCAGAGCUGACAGUUCAGCGGGAGCAGGCUGAGGAGCAGCUGCGUAGACAGUGUGAUGAGCUGCGAGCGCACAGCCAGAAGGAGCUACAGCAGGUGCAAGAGGAGCUGGCCAGGCUGCAGCAGGACUACAACCAAAGCCUCCUGCGGGCUGAGAGUGAAAAGCAGCAGAUUUUGUGCCAGAAGGAGGAGGAAAAGGGUGCCCUCAUGGAGAAGCUAGCAGCUCUGCAGCAGGACCUGGCCACAGCAGGCAUGGGGCUUGAGAGCGUGCAGAGGGAGGCACUGAGCAAACAGGAACAGGAUAAGAAUGCAAUGGCCAUUCUUCAGUCUGAGCUGCAGCACUUGCGCACUCAAUUUGAAGAGUCUUUGAACUCCCAUGAAAAUGCCAAGAAGAGUCUAACUGAGCAAGUCAGAGAGUUGAACCAACAGAGAGAACACACACAACAGGAGCUAGAGGUGCUUCAUCGGCAGCUGCAGGAGGCACAGGAUGGACUGAUUAAAGAGCGAAGGAAGCUAAUUGAGGCACACAGAGAGCUCCAGGAGUGUGCCCAAGAUCGGGACAUGCAACGAAAAGAAGCCUUGGACCUGAAACGGCUCUUGGGUGAUGAGACUAGAGAGAAAGAUGCCAUCCAAGCCUCUAACAAAGAGCUUAGAGCUUUGAUCAAAAGAGCAGAGAGUGACAACAGCAGUUUGAGAAGAGCUGUGGAGGAGAAAGAGCAGAAAGUGGCCAUCGUAGAGGAAUGCAGAAGCUCGAUGCACCAGGAAGCAACUGCUCUACGAAGUAGUAUGAGAGAGCUGGAGAAGUCUCGCCUGCAGGCACGCAGAGAGCUGCAGGAGCUGCGCAGACAGGUAAAGGUCCUCGAAGGGGAGAAUGGCCGGCAGAAACAGGAGCUGCGAGAGCUGCAGGCCCGGGUAUGUCAGGAGGAACAGAAGGAGGAGGAGGCACGUCGUGAAGCUUUCACUCUCAAGCAGAGAGUGCUGGAGUGUGAGGCUGGCAGAGAAGCAGCGCUGAAUGAGGUUGCAGGUCUGCAGCGUCGUGUGGUGGAACUGGAGACAGCAGAGCAUCAGAGGCAAGAGCUGCUGCAGGACAGAGAGGCUUAUCAGGAGCAGUGUGACCAGAGGCACAGAGAAACCACCGGCCAGCUGGGGGAGGCACUAGAAGACGCCAGGAUCCAGGUGAAGAACCUCUCUGUGCAGGUUGGCCUUGCUGAAAGCAAAGUUCAGAGCCUAGAAGAGCAGCUGUGCCAGGCUAAUGCCAAACGCACAGACCUGGAGCUCAAGUUGGCAGGCUUGUAUACAGCUCUGCGCUGCUUAGUUGGUACCGGUAAUACAAGGCUUUCAGGCAGACCCAAGUCACACAGAAGGUCUCCUUCACUCUGGGGAAAUCACCUGCAGGUAAAAGAUGAAGAUCUGGAUGUGGACUCAGUGCACACUGCCCUAAGGGAGUUCCAGCAGGAUGUCAGGGACAUGCAAAGAGACAGGGAUGAAGCCAAGGCUCAGGUAGUUAGUCUAAGUCAGCAGGUGACAGAACUCCAGGACAGCCAUGAUAAGUCAGCAGCCCAGCUACUACAACUACAGAAGUCCUUGAAGCAAUCAGAGCAGGGAAAAAGAGAGAUGGCAGAGAGAGCGCAUGAGGCACAUGCAUCCCUUGCCCUGCAGGAAGAAGUAGCACAUCGUAGAGAGAAGGAGAAGAGAAGCCUUGAGGAGGAGAUAGCUCAACUGAGGGCUAGUCUGCAAGCUGCUGAGGCAGAGUCCCGUGCACUGCAAGAUAAGUUGGAGCUCUCGCAGAGUUUAGAAUCCCGUGCAAAUGUAGAACAACGGAAGCUGAAGGAGUCCCUGGACGCAGCUGAGAACAGGGUGGGCCAUCUGGAGCUCUCCCAGCGCACCCUUGAGGGUGAGCUACAGAGGGCCCAGCUAAGGGCAUCAGAGAUGGAUGCAGAGGCAGAGGCACUGCAGGAAAGACUGACACAGCUUAGGAGGAAGCUGGGGGAGAGUGAGGACCGGUGUGCAGCACUGAGGGUCAGCGAGGAGAGGUUAGCCACGUCACUUGCUCGAGCUGAGCAGCACGAGAGCCAGCUAAGAGAACAGAUCCACAAACUGUCAAACAACCUCAGUGACAACAGGACCAGCAGCGAAGCCCUGAAGGAGCAGAUCACACAGCUGCAGAGGGCUCUGACUGUGAGUGAGCAGGACCGAAGGCUGCUGCAGGAGCGUCUGGAUAAAACUCGAGAUGCCCUUUCAGAGAGUAAGAGACUGAACCACAAGCUAACAGAGCAGAACCAGAACCUUCAGCGAGCCCAAGAGGAUUUAGAGCUUAAAGAAUCUGAGCUGGAGAAGUGCAACAGGGCAUUGAAGGAGAGCCUGAAGCAACAGCAGGAAGCUGAACUGCAGACCCAGGGGACCUUCCAACAGCUGCAGCGAGAGAAGGAGGAGCUCCAGGACAAGGUCACCAACCUUCAGAGCACUUUGCAUAAACUGCAGAGUGAGAGAGCAGAGAUGGAGAGGGCGCUAACACGCCUCAGUAAAGACAAGUCAGCACUCAGGAGGACACUGGAAAAGGUGGAGAUGGAGAGGCUGAGGAGGGAGGAGGAGGCAGCGUCUGCAGCCAGAGAGAAGGAGCAGUUGGAGCAGACAGUCCACAGCCUGGAGCAGGAGCUGGCUAAAAAGCAGGAGGAGGUGCAGUAUGUGCAGGACUCUGGAACCCUCUCUAACUUCACUGAAGGCCCAAAUCUCCCAGUUGGAACACACUCACGCACAGCGCCUCCUGGAGGUGACAGCUCGGCAUCACCAGGAGUUGGAUUUGGAGACGGGUCGUCUGAGAGACAGUCAGCUCCAAGCAGAACGAGCCCUGGAGAGCAGGGAGAAGGCCCAUCGCCAGAGGGUCAGAUGUCUGGAAGAACAGUUGCUGACCCUGAAAGAGCAGCUGGAUCAAGAGACAAGGAGACGACAGGCCUAUUUCAAUCAGAUGCUUCAACCUGGUGUGUAGGCAGAGACCCCGCAGUGACGUAUGUAGCACCUCUGGCUUCCUCAUUCACGGCUCCGCUGGCUGCUUCCCAACAACAUUAUGUUACAAGUUAUGUCCACAUUUGGAAGCACACACAAACACACUCCUGAGGCAUUUGCUCCCACCCAUGCACAUGUGCGCAGUGGAUUACUUUAAUCUGCAGGAAAACUCAACAACAACAAACAAUGAGUGUUUUGUUUAUGAGCAAACUAGAUGUGCCAAAUUGUUUUAAGGAUUUCCUCUGGCUCACUUCACUGCGUCUGUUUAUGCUGUGUCAUUUUUUUUUUAGGAAACAAAGUGAUGAAAGGUUUCCUUAGUUGGUGCUGUAUUCUCUUAUGAUUGUUCAUGUUCUCAUUUGUCAUAUUGAUCAUGUACCAAUUUUAUAUGUCAUAAUCACUCUUUGUGUAUCCUAAUGAGAAUAAUUUCCAAAUAUUUACAGUAAUUGUUUGCAGAUUUUCCUGGUGCUGUGAUUUUGUUAGUGUUUCAGAUCAUGUCAUAAAGAUUCUACUGUAUAGUGUAACCAUGUAUUUUGUUAUGGGUUGUAUUUGUCUCAAUCUUUAGUAGUGUGUGUGAUUGUUUUUAAUAAACUGGGUGUAUCAGAGCACAGUUAUACAAUUUGAGAUUUGAUAAUGAUGUUUAUUCUGUUGGCCACACAACUUUGUAAUGGAAAAAAUUUUCUGUGAACUUCUCAGAGGACAGCACUGCCCUUUCAUGGCAUGCAAGUUCUGGCAUUUGGUUCGCACCAUUAAAAGCCUUUGUGGAUUUAGUGUUGUGGGUGAGAGAAUGACCUUCGCUCUCUGUUGCCAGUGCUGUCUUCACUGUUUUCUUUCAAAGAUCGUUGCAGACUCCAAGGUCUGUGGGGAUCAUCAUUCCUUGAGAGUUUUCACCCACAGUAUUUAGCUAAUAUGUGGUCCUCCCUUUGCUAAUUAGAAACCACAGAUAUGUUGUGUUCUCCAUGUGUUUUGUGUUCCCAUCCGCACAUGCAUCUACUGUGUGCGUGUUUUUUUCACUUUUUAUUCCAUUUUAGUUCCAUUCUAACUGUACAGUAUUGCAUUUUCACAACAGUGCACAUGCAUGUCCUCUCACUGUGUAACCUUGCAUGCGUUGGUAACGCUACAUAGUGGGAGUUUCACUGAAAGCGGAAAAUCUUGUCAGAGUUUCUUUAAAGCAGUCCUUUGAUUAUCAUAGAUCCGCCCAGUGGUUAUCCAGUUACCGGCCUCUUUUCAGCUAUUGGCUGGAAGGAGCUAAUUAUGCAAGGUAGUGAAUCCCUGUGGGGGAGGUGGGGCCAAAACUGAAAGAAGUCUUUUGGCAGGCAGAAUAGAGCUUUUAUUGAGGAUAUUUCUAAGCUGACCAUCAGGGACCAAAUCGCUGGAUUGUUAAAAAAAAAAAAAAAAAACACAAAAAAAAAACAUCUUUCAGC
This is a messenger RNA of Scatophagus argus, 7623 nucleotides long. It is a transcript of the gene crocc2, whose product is annotated as ciliary rootlet coiled-coil, rootletin family member 2. The record is from RefSeq and is a predicted model, not a curated record. The transcript has 37 exons. The coding region runs from base 326 to 6313 and encodes 1995 amino acids. Lineage: Eukaryota; Metazoa; Chordata; Actinopteri; Scatophagidae.